AAAACCAUAUUGUAUGUGCAUAUUCACUUGUUUUCUUAUUACGCAUUAGAAAUAUGUUAUAAAUUUAUAUAAAUAAAAUUAAUAUUUAUUGUGUGAACAAAUAGUAAAUAUUAUUAUUAGAAUUUCUAAUAAAAUAAAAUUUAAAUAUUAAUAAAUUUAAAUAUUAAUUGAGAUUUUCAUUAUUAAAUUUUAUUCAUUAUAAUUUAUAUUUUAUUAAUUAUAAAUAAUAAUGUGUGCCAACAUUAAUAUUGCGGCUAAUACAUUUAAUGGAUUUUUGAAUAACAAUCAUGAUUUAAGUAAUGGAAGUAAAAAAAUUGCAAGAAUUGUCAAAAUAAUUCCAGUUAUGAUUCAACAAAUAAAAUCAUUUAACAAUGAUUCACAAAAUCAUGUAUUUACUUUUAUUGGUAUUGUGAAUUGUAUAGAACGAAAUAAUAAUAAAAUAACAUAUGAAAUAGAAGAUGAUACAGAAUUUAAAAUAUCUAAAUCUAUGGAUACUUCUGAAUCUUCCAAAGACAAUACUUUUGUACAAAAUGAUGUUUCUGCUCAAUCAAAUACUAAAGAAAAAAAACCAACAUGUAUUAUUAUUCUUGGAAUGGCUGGAUCUGGCAAAACUACAUUUGUACAAAGAUUUGUUUCGGUAUUAUACAAAUUAAAAAAACCAUAUGUAAUAAAUUUGGAUCCUGCAUGUAAAGAAGUUCCUUAUCCAGCUAACAUAGAUAUAAGAGAUACCGUGAAUUACAAGGAAGUAAUGAAACAAUAUAGUUUAGGACCCAAUGGUGGUAUUGUUACUGCAUUAAAUCUUUUUUCUACAAAAUUUGAUCAAGUCAUAGAACUUAUUGAUAAAGCAGGCAAAGAGCAUGAAUAUGUAAUUUUGGAUACACCUGGACAAAUAGAAGUUUUUACAUGGUCAGCAAGUGGAACAAUCAUAACAGAAGCUUUAGCAUCUCAAUUUCCAACAAUUGUAGUAUAUAUAUUAGAUACUGUAAGAAGUGUUAAUCCUGUAACAUUCAUGUCUAACAUGCUUUAUGCAUGUUCUAUACUUUAUAAGACUAAAUUACCAUUUAUUGUGGCUAUGAAUAAGAUUGAUAUAGUUGAACAUAGUUAUGCAGUAGACUGGAUGCAGGAUUUUGAAGCAUUCCAAGAAGCUCUGGAUUCAGAAACAAGUUAUAUUAGUAACUUAACACGUAGUAUGGCUCUUGCACUUGAUGAAUUCUAUAGUCACUUACGUAGUUGUGGAGUUUCUGCUGCAACAGGAGCUGGUAUUACUAAGUUUCUUGAACUUAUUAAAGAUGCUGAAGAAGAAUAUGAAAGAGAAUAUAAAAAAAUUUGGGAAAAAAUGAAGAUUAAACGGGAUGCACAACGACAAAAAGCAGAGAAAGAACAACUUGAAAAAGCAAGUCAAGAAGUUUCAGGAGAAAGUAUACCAUUAAUAACAACAAUCAAUAGUGGAAGAGAAAUUUCAGAUAUAUAUUUAAAACAUGCUGGUAAUGAAUCAAGUGAAGAUGAAGAAGGUACAGAAAAUCCAUUUAAAGAUGAAGAAGAUGAUGAAGAAGAAAGAAAAGAAGCUGAAUCCUUCAAAAAUUUUUUAAACAGACACAAAAUACAACAAAAUAAACAUAUAGUUAAUCAAUCCACAAGCAAUAAUACAUAAUAUUAUUUAUUAUUUAUUAAUUAUAUAUAUUAAAAAAUAAAUUUCAUUAUUGAUAAACAAA
Apis cerana (Asiatic honeybee) is the source of this 1712-nucleotide messenger RNA. RefSeq names its product GPN-loop GTPase 1. Gene Ontology annotation, molecular function: GTPase activity. The record is from RefSeq and is a predicted model, not a curated record. Lineage: Eukaryota; Metazoa; Arthropoda; Insecta; Hymenoptera; Apidae.